Molecule: messenger RNA, 9248 nt
Organism: Trichogramma pretiosum
Lineage: Eukaryota; Metazoa; Arthropoda; Insecta; Hymenoptera; Trichogrammatidae
Gene: htt
Product: huntingtin
Exons: 20
Coding region: 442-9222 (2926 amino acids)
Cellular component (GO): cytoplasm; nucleus
Source: RefSeq, a predicted model, not a curated record
CACUUCCUCAUUCCUCUUUCUCUCUAACUGUCGCGAUCCUUCCUUUCUUUGUUUUGUUCAAAGGACUACACUCUAAAAGAUAAAGCUAAAGAAAGAUAAAAAGGAGAGUGAAAUAGACUCGAUUGGUAUUGUAUAAUGUGAUGAUGCAUCUUACAGCGAAUCAAGGUGUUAUGUUUUACAAAAGCCACCGAUAUUAUUCUGCAUCAAGAAAUAUUGCCUUACCACUUGCGGUUAUGUGCGCUCGUGAGUAUGGCCAGCUGGCAGUCGAAUUUUAAAAACAAACAACUCAAGAGACGAAUGCUGUCAGUCAGUUUGUUGUGAUUCACUUUGCAUGAUGCAGUUUUAUUUUGAAAAUUGCUGUGUACCUCUUACAAAUGAUUAAUUAUAGAACGGAAUGGCCUUUUUCAUGUGUUUAUUUGCCAUAAACUGAAUAAAGUAACAAUGACAGCUUUAGGAGUUAUUGCCAAGUCAAUAGAAAAUUUGCGUACCUUACAACUUCAAGAAUCCUUAUCAUCUGAUCAUGAUACCAAGAAAAAAGAAAAAAUUGCCAAUUGUUUGUCUUUGACAAAUAAUGUAACUCUGACAGUUGUCAAAUCUGCACCUCAAGUUCUGAAUCUUUCAAUAGAAACUUUGCUUUGCUUAUGUGAUGAUUUUGAUGCUGAUAUUAGAACAGUAGCUGAUGAAUGCCUUAAUAAAAUUAUUAAGGCAACUGUUGAAAGUUAUGUGCUCAAAAUACAAUUUGAGUUGUACCGUGAAAUUAAAAGGAAUGGUGCAGCACGGUGCUUAAAAGCAGCUUUGUGGAGAUUUGGUUUGCUCAGCCAUAUGAUAAGGCCAGUAAAAGCCAAAGUUUUUGCUUCGCAGCUGACACCAUGUAUUUUAGAAAUAGUCAAACGUAAAGAAGAUACAGUAUUAGAAACUUUAUCUCAAUCAUUAACGUUAAUUUUAAAAACGUUAGGUCACUAUCUUGCAGACAAGGAUGUACAGGUUUUACUCAAAGCAUUUUUUCAAAAUAUUGCAUCUAAUGAGGCUACCAUCAGAAGAAGUGCAGCUAAUAUGAUUGUAGCAAUGUGUGUAAAUUGUCGUAAGCCUCCAAAAUUUUUUAACUUUGUUGUAGAACAUUUAUUAGAUGUUCUAUCUCAAGAAUCUGAAACAAGUACUGAUGAAGUACAAAAAGCAGAAAAUAUGAAUUCUAUUUUUGGAGUUUUUACAUGUUUAAGACUAAUAAUACCUAAUAUUGAUUCAAAAUCAACCAUAACAGAAAAUUUUAAUUCAGAUCACAUUCUAGAACAUUAUAUUUGCAUUUAUGAAUUGUGCUUAUAUUAUGCUAAAUUUUAUUCAAAUCAUAAUGUGAUAAAUGCUGCAUUAGAAACUUUGGCUCAAUUGCUUCAGAAUCCUCCAGAAAAUGUUAUUAGAGUGUUGUUGUCAAAAGAUGGUAUAGCUCAUCGAAUUAAUAAAUUAAAAGAUCAUGGAAAACAGUGGUCCAGUAAAAUAAGUUUAUCAACAACAGUUAUGUCAUCAGAAGAUUUUGGAUCUACCACUAAUCUUUUUGAAAAUGAUAUAGACAUUCCAGAAAUAAAUCCAAAAGUAGAAAAAUGGAUGACUGAUAGUGUAGAUGUUUCAACAAAUUUUCAAAAAACAAUGGGCAAAAUCGUUUCAUUUAAUUCUAGUCAGAUCAUUGAUGCCAAAGAAAUGGAGGACUAUAGUGGACUUCAUAUUGGAAGUAUAAAUACAGAAGAUAAUGAUCUAGAAAGUAAUGCAAGUAGUGAGCCGUCUCGCAUAGAAAAACCAAGUGAACUAAGUUUACCUACUAGUCAAGAUCAAUUAAAUUCAGAAAUCGAAGAAGAUUCACCGUCGACUUAUUACAACCUCGACGAUACGAUUCACAAUAAUGUUCAAGAGUACAUGUGUAAACGUGGUGAAUUAACAAUCGGUAACAUCAACGAUUCUGCACCAGCUCUAAGAUACUGCUGUCGUCUUGUAGCCUCUUCUUUUCUUUUAACUGGCGUACCUGGUGAAAUAGUUUCCGACGAUUUGUUCAGAGUAAGUGUUAAAUCACUAGCUCUUAGUUGUUUGGCUGGGGUUCUACGACUUGUACCAGAGAUGCUGAACGAAAAAUUAGAAACUACCAAUGGCGAAAGCCAAAUAAUUUCAGAUGUAUUGGAGUUUGCAAAACAUCAAGAUCCACAAAUCAGGGGAAACGUAGUGCUUUUGAUAGCAAAUUACUUGAGAAGUGUUUUAGAAAACAAAGAUGUUCUAUUGAAACAUUCUGAAUUAGUUGACUUCAAAAGGCUGACAAAUUCUAUAGUAGAGGGUCUCGAGGAUGAAUCUGCAACAACAUGUCGUCAAAGUCUCAGCGCAGUCAGUGUACUUUUGCCAACUUUACUAGAAUCUGCGCAGAGCCUUCAUGCAAUCAGCAUGUUAGAAACUUUACCAUGUUUAGCGAAUAAUCCGUACUUCCUGGUGAAAAUAAAACUAGCGGAAGUGGUUUGUGAACUCCCUUAUACAACGAUCGAGCACGUAUGUUCGGAUUUGAAGUUUCAAGACAAAGUCGUCGAUAUUUUGUUGAAAUUUUUGGUCGACGUAGAUCAGCGAGUCCGAAAGGCUGCCAGCAAUGCAAUAGUCAAGAUCAUUCCAUGCUUGCACUUCAAUCAAGCGCGAGAGGACGCCCUUACUCGUCGUGCGAUGCAGUACACCGAGCAUCACGUGGUGACGAGCAUACAAGCUCCGAUCGGCCCAUCUCACAGCGUGCAUCAUCGUCUUCUGGUCGACAGUCUAAUGCCGACAUUCGCAGCUCUGUUUCAUCGUCCUGUCGACGUUUCUCGCGAUCACAUGGUAGAAAUCGACGAAGCCCUGUCGCGAAUUCUGAACGUAUUGGUCGAACGUCUGCUCAUUCAUUCGUCCAAGCAGUCCUCGUACGGCUACUGCGAGGCUCUCUAUACUUUGAGCGAAACAUAUCUAACGAGUAUCUAUCACAGAGCCUGGGAUUGUCACGUAGGUCCAAGAGGGCACAAAAGCAAGACGGAAAAAAAGAGAUCCAAUGCACGCAGCGAUACAACCGAGCGUUUACCAGAUAUAACGAGUGAACCUCUGAUCCCAUUGAGCAGUAGUCUUUUCUCUCAAUCAAUGAUCUUAUUGACGACUUCGCCACUUGGCUUGGACUUGUCGUUACAUAGGCACCUGCUGCUACUCUCCAGUAAUUUAGCAGCUGGUAUCGCUUGCAGCAGCUUUCGUCAUGAAGCGCAAAGACUCGAGCAAGAAUCGGACUAUAAGUACUGGAGUUUUUUUAAAGACAAGGAAACUUCGAGGAACAUGGAGAACCUUUUGCAACAUUUGCUGAGAAUAUUAAAUAUUUUUCAACACGUUAUUGAAGAUUUACCAUCGCCGAUUCCAAGCUCGAGCAAGUCAAAUCUGGCCAAUAAUCUCUCCUCGCCAACGGCACAGUCACCCAAACGUAAACUCAUGGAAGGCUCGUCUAAGUCCACGAAAUCUUCGGAAAAAAGCAGCAGCGAAUCUCAGCACCAAAGCCGACCCAUCUUCCGCUUCAACAGCAAGGACCAGCUGGGCUCGCUAACCGGUCAAAGUCACUACUACCGCCUGUACGAAUUAAUGAGAACUGCUCACUCGAAUUACCGCAUAACGCUCGAUCAAUCCGCCAGCGAGCUGUAUCUCGGCUUGCUGAACGCGUGCUUGCGAGCUUUGGCCCAAGUGCUGGAGGUAGCUACGGUCAUCGAAUCGAAUCGCGUGGUCGAGGAAAUACUUCAUUACCUUCAAUCGACGAUGACGCUGCUACCCACGGCGACGAUUCAAUGCGUUCGCCAGCUUCUUAAAAGUCUCUUUGGCACGAAUCUGGUCGCCAGGUGGUUCGAGAUUCGAGAGUCCAGAAAAUUAAUCAACACCAAGUUGGCUUGGGACGACGACGACGAUAUCGAGCGGGACACCGGAUUUUACGAGCAAUGCUUUCAGAGACCGGCAAAAGUUAUGAACGAAAGAAUUAAGGAAAUCGAUAGCAAUAGCAAAAAUUGUAACGAACCGGAUGUGGCCUACCGUGUGGUAAAGUCAAUUCAACGUACGGAGGAUAAAAAAUUGCCUGCGUUUCUUAAAAUAUUAAAUCGCAACUCUGAUCAAAACUCUGUAGGAUCGUUCAUACGUUUGUUCGAACCGCUGGUCAUAAAAUCCUUGAUUCAAUACACCAUUACCAAUUGUAUCUCGCUGCAAUGCGAAGUGUUGAUGCUUCUGAGUCAACUGGUACAACUACGUAUAAAUUAUUGUCUCAUGGACUCGGAUAAGAUUUUCAUCGGCUUUGUAAUGAAGCAAUUCGAGUUCAUCGAAGACGGUCACAUUCCACAGACAGAACUCUUACUCCCGAAAAUUGUCGACUUUCUCGUGAGGCUGUCGUACGAGAAGUAUCAUUCAAAAAUGAUCAUCGGAAUGCCGAAAAUUAUACAGUUGUGCGAUGGCUUGAUGGCCAGUGGACAAGCGCCACAAACUCACUGCAUCCCAGCAUUGGUGCCUGUCGUGGAGGAAAUGUUCCUCAUGAAAAAUCCGCCCUCCAACCCGAACGAGGAAAAAGAGCUCGAGACGACGAGAGAAGUAUUGAUGUCGAUGAUGUUGAGAUUGGCCGAAUAUCCUGCAAUAAUCGAAUUAAUUGCGAGAUGUCUUACCGAGUCGCGAGGUAGUAACUGCGGCAAUGGAGAAGAAAAAUGGAGAAGAUGGUCGAGGCAGGCUUUAGAUACGAUACUCCCAAUGCUGUCGUCCAGAAAAGUCCGAUUGGAAUUCAACGAAGCCAACUUUGCGUUGAUAAAAUUAUUCUCUGCAGCAUCGCCAACCGUAUUCAGGCCCGUUGACCCGCUGCUCAAAGUGCUACUCGCUGUGCCUCCUUCGAUCAACCAAUCGUCGCACGAUCUGCCGUCAGUUACUGUCGUGGACUUUCAACGAUGGUUAGUCACCGUAAACUCCUCUCUGCUGGCUAUCGUAUCUUACGCCAAGGAGGAAGCGAUGCUGUCGCGUUUGGCUGACGUGGCGAUCACGUUUCCCGAAUUGGCCGACAUAUUGAUGCUCAAAAGCGAUGUAAAACGUUCCCUCAGCGGCGAUCCACUCAAUGUUUCGGGGCGCAUGGAGCCUGAACUAAUUAUUCCGCCGGAAAGAAUAUUGGCCAGAUUUUUGUUACGAGCCGUCGAAAUGAUUGCUACGGUCCUCCUCGAUGUCAUUCAAGGAUCGGCUGUUAAAUUCUUAAACUGUCAAGGCGAUUUCAAAGAUGAAAACCAGCUCGUGCAGCAGUCUGGAUUAUUUUUGCAACUGUGCAUUCACAUGUUCGAGACGGGAAGUCAUUGCAAGGUUGCGAAUGCCAGUAUGCAAUUGCUGAGUGGUAGAGACAUUCCUGAAAAUGAACAGUUUUCACUGGAUCAUUCGAACGCGGCCAUGAUAUCGAUUGGAAAAAAUUGUCCAAUAAUUUCGUGUCAGUGGGUCUAUCUUCUUACUCUUCUAGGCUACGAUCGGAUAAAGUUCUGGUCAGAAAUGAUUGGACCAUCUUCGUCAAAAGACCACGAGGUAUCCUUAAAUACACUGAUUCACCGACGUGCAUCUCUUAUUCUAUUUUGUGACUAUAUCUGCGAGAAUAUAAGCGACUCUGAGAGUUUACGAUGGUUCUUGGCUAAUCACUCGUCAGCCGCGGUAAAAAUGUCAGAAGAAGAACCGGUACGGGAGUUGGUUACUGUGGCAGUACAUCGAGAGUCAGAGUCGAGUGGUUUAUUUCUCAGUGCACUCGAAAUCGAUCCGUCCACUGAUAAACCAGUGUAUGUCAAAAGAUUGCUUAGGUGUCUCGAGGCAGUUCAUCAGGCUCAAUCAGGAAAAGUUUUGAAGAUUCUUGUGCCAAGUUUGCUGACUACCAAAUAUUUAGUGCUGUCUAGAUUGGCAGCUAAACUUGCUAGUAGGAGAGUUGAAUUAUUACUCACAAUGGGAAAAGAUGAAGUUUUGAUUCAUCUUAGUGGAGAUGAGUUGAAGAAUAUUUUCACGGCCCUAGAAAAAAAAGGUCUCGCUAAAAAACACGGAGCCCUGGUUGGUUUACUUAACAAACUUGCAACAGUCCAUUACGAUUUGCAACCUCUCAAUUUGGAGCUUAAAAAAUCGUCGGCUUUCAAUGACAUAAAGAGCUUUAAACUGGAUCGCACUUGGUUUUUUUCACAAGUCAAAGCCCGAUGCUGCACAUCGUGCAUUAGUUAUGGUUGUUACGAAUCAGCCUUGCUUCUUAGUCACUUGAACGUCAACGAGUGUCUUGAUAUAUUUUCAUCGUCGAGUUUUGAUAUCAAGUUAUUACAAGAGUGUGUGAUAAUUGGUGCUAGACUGACUGCAGUUGGUAUACAAAAAUUAGAGCUCGAUGGUGCUGAUAAGUAUAGAGAACCAUCCGAACAUAUGUUGUUCACCGCCACUAAACAAAGUAUAAUACAGCAAAUCACCAGUAUUCUUAACAAGUUAGAAAAACCUCAUGAAAUUUUUGUACCCCUUGCUGAGAAAGUAAACUCGUAUACAUCGUCCUUAGUGACUCGUUUGGAAGAUCCAGAAUUUCGGCAAAUCAUAUUUAAUUUAAUCCCAGCGGUGACGGCCUACGUCAAAUGGUCAUCGAAACUUGAGCGUCCGAUCGAACCCGAUUACGCGGAGCCGUUAUCGCAUUUCUCGGUUUUGUGUCUCGAAAUUUGCCAAUCGUUUAUUUACAAUUAUCCGUCAGCUGGUCAAGUAUCACCACAUGAACUUGAUUUUGCCUUGAGAUGUGCUAAAGUAAUCCUUCAGAAUCCAGAUGUAAAUGCAUUCUUAUCAUCUUCGAGGCAGUAUUCUUUGACGUGUUCAGCUGCGUCUGCGUUGGACACCAUUGUUCGAUAUUUUUGUAAAAAUCACUCCUGCGCUGAGCCUGAUCAAAUUUAUGAGAACUGCCAUGGGUUGCAAGAUGCAAUGGCAUGCGAAUCCACUAGAGAGUACGCCACCGCAUGUUUACAAAUGUCGGGGUUGGUCGCUUGGUUAGAGAGAAGACAAAGAUCGAACGAUAAAAAGUCGGAAAAUGAUGACAUUCCAAUGUUUUUCUAUGAUUCCAUAAAAAGUAUAAUUGUAAGUGUAGCUAGACAACAAUUGGUAAAUUCAUUUGUGCUGAUGCCUCCGCUGUUGUGGAGGCAAGGCUGUGAUAUUGUUGGAUCCGGUCCUACCAAGUGUAAUUUCGCUCUGUUUCUUUCGGAGCCUAACUAUAUUCCCGAUCUCGAAAUCCUAGAGGAAUUCAUGUACCGCAUUUCCUUGCUCGGUUGGACGUCUCGGCAGCAAUUCGAAGAGAUCUGGAUGGUAUUGCUGGGUGUGUUGAACGUUUCACAGCUUCAGAACAAUCGAUCAGAGCAAAUGGACUCUGCGUCAAGUCUGAGUCAUACGGCCAGUCUCGCUGUGCAAGCCAUCACUAGUCUGCUCGUGCAGACUCUUGUUUUGCCAACUCCGGGCAAUCCGAGCAAUGGGAGAGUCAUCAGACAUCCUCGCGAUCCUCAGCUGUCUUUGCAGAAAAAAAGUACCAAAAGGCUGUUUUACGUUCAAGAAUUACUACUAUGGAGAUUAAACACAAGUGACUGUGAUUUGCCAGAGCUCGAGCAUAUUUUCAAUCGCGGCAAUUUGGAGCCUCGUUCCAGCGAAAAAGAUCAAGCGUUUAGUCAAUUGUCCGUGUCGUAUCUGUGGUGCCAAUGCUCGUUACACGCCGACAAGCUCAGUUCAUCGGUGCUGAAACUAAAGAAGCGACGGGAUAAUGCACUGGCAAACUCGGCUCUCGACGUUAAUUCCUGCCUGUAUUUCCUGCUUGACCUCUACAACUCGUGGCUGAGUCCGAGCGCCAAAGUACCUUUGCGCUUGCUCCACGAGCUGAUCAAGUCGCUGCUCUUUGUCUCCGAUCUGUUCUCCGAGAGAUCUCACUUUCAGUGGAUGCUCGAGUCUUGCCUCGAUCUGUGGAAGGCUCAGGUGGCCGACGACGAGAUACUGCGCAGAUAUCUGAUCCUCGCCAUUUGCAAAUCGGUCGCCGUGCUCACCCCACUGGACACCGAGACUCUGGACAAGGUGAGGCGCAUAGUCGACAGCAGCUUGAAGUGCGGCUCGAUAUCCAUGCGAAUGGCGACGCUGCACGGCACUCUGUACAUACUUCAAAGCGCCGUGCUGGCCGACUGCGAGGAAACGAUGAGCACGGUUCACUCGGCGAGCAUCGAGUACAUCACGCGCCACUUGAACGGCACGGCUGACAAUCGAGUGUCGAGCCAGAGCCAGGAGCACCAGUGCCUGCUCUGGGCGCUGGUGUUUUUCCUGCUGGAGCACGCGGAGAGCACUCCGCCCGAGGUCGAGGCGCCCGCCGUCCUGGGAAUGAUCAUGUCGCUGGUCUCCUCGGCGAGCAUUUCCAGCUCGCUGCAUCGGAUGCUGCUGCAGGGCCUGGAGCGCCUCGUCGCCACUCGCAGCGUCCUCGGCAAGGUGUCCGAGCAAAUAGUCAAGAUAUCGCUGGAUCGAUUGCGCCAGUCGAAUCCGGUGCUCUCGUUGCCGGCGCUACAGCUCUUUCUCACUUGUAUGUACACCGAGAGCGCGGAGCGUUUCAACAAAGCCGAAGAAGAGGAGGAGGCGGCGUCGGCGGGGGAGGGGCUCGCCGCAGCCGACGCACUCGAGCCCGAAGUACUCGUUCGCUCGAUCGAGAGAUCUUCAGCUAUUUUCGAUAAGAUCAAAAAAGCCUACCCACUCGAGGUCGAGAUACUCUGCGACGUGCUGGCCGAAGUGCUCAUCGACUUCUUCCCGCCGAUGGAUAUCUUGACAAAAGUUAUCGGAGAGUUUUUGUCGCCGCAGCAGCCCUACCCUCGUUUGAUGUCCGCUAUUGUGUUUAAGGUGUGCGAAAAAGCCGGCAGCAGCGCGCAGCUUAGCCUGCUGCAAACUUGGGUGGUUUUCAGCAUACAAAACUUUAUUCAGAGCUUACCGCUUAUAAUGUCGACUUGGUGCCUGUCUUGCUUCUUCCUCAGCUCGUCGACGAAUCCCUGGCUACGUGCUCUAUUUCCGCACGUGCAGUCGAGGAUCGGCAAAUACGAGGCAGAGGAUAAGAAAAUACUUUGUAUAGCUGCUUUGGACUUUUACUCGCAGUUGCCUAGUGACUCUCAAAGAGAAACCUUUGUUAAGACGUUCGAGGAGGCUUCGAAAGAACCUGGCUCUCCUUUUGCGGAUAUCUUGGCUUGUUUAUAAAAUAAUGAAUAAUAAAUUUAUCGACU